AUGUUAAAAUUAAAAGUUUCGUUCAACCAUCUCUUCUGUCCACUGUUCUUCAGCCACAGGCCCAGGAAAAAACACAUUUACUUCACGUCCCUGAUAAAGACUUUACGCCACUUCAACCCGGUCUCAGACAAGCACUUCAAAGAUAAAAUCCAAAAUUACUGGGCGAACCCCAGCAUCCCGGAAAUAUUGUCUUUUGCCGAUAGAUUAUAUGAAGAAGAACAGUAUUUGGAAGCUUACGAGCUGCUCAACAGAAUACGACUCUUGAAGGAACCGGAGGUGUUAUGGAGACUGGCAAGGGUGUUGUACAUCAUGAGUCUGGAUAAAGAUGUGACGGCUGACGUCAAAUGGGAGAUGACUAAGGAAGCCAAAAAACUAUUGACGAUAGCUGUUGAUAUAGGCCAGUAUCUAAAUAUUGGUGGCGGUUUAUAG
Molecule: messenger RNA, 429 nt
Organism: Phaedon cochleariae (mustard beetle)
Lineage: Eukaryota; Metazoa; Arthropoda; Insecta; Coleoptera; Chrysomelidae
Source: the annotation of a GenBank genome assembly